UGGAGGACAGCUGCACUCGCAAGAGCAAAAAGGAAAAACUGCACAAUGCAAGAACCGCACAAAACCUCCCAACCUCGAAGCAGCAAAUAAUUCACUUUCCGAACCGAACCCGAGCCGGACCAUGGCCUGAAGACCACCGUGGAAAAUACGUGCCAAAGUGUCGGACUCUGCUGCCGCUGCCUGGAAGUUUUUUGCUUGUUUUCCCGUUGGGGGGGCCGACGGUGGCGGCGGCGGAGGCUCCUCUCCCCCCGGAGCGGUGUCCCGGUCUACCGAGCCCCAUGCAAAAUCUAACGGCCCUUGCUGGUUCCGACAAGUCCAAUGUCACCUGCUCCUGCAACUGUACCUCUUCCCAGCCUCAGGGAAUGGACAUAUCUGAAGUGGAGUUUGUUCAGAUUGUGGUGAUCAUCGUGGUAAUGACGGUGAUGGUGGUCGUCAUCGUCUGCCUCCUCAACCACUACAAGCUCUCCACCUUCAUCAGCAGGCAGAGUCAGGCCACCCGGCACCACCACGCCCUGCAGCAGGACGGAUGUCUGUGGCCUUCAGACAGCGGCUGUGGACAAGGAGCCUCCGAGGCCAGAGAUCGCUUCACCGCUCCUGCCUUCAGGCACCGAGACCGCUUCAGCCGCUUCCAGCCCACCUACCCAUACCUGCAGCACCAGAUCGACCUGCCACCCACCAUUUCGCUGUCGGACGGCGAGGAGCCCCCGCCGUACCAGGGUCCCUGCACCUUGCAGCUUCGAGACCCCGAGCAGCAGAUGGAACUCAACCGAGAAUCGGUCAGGGCUCCGCCGAACCGGACCAUUUACCACAGCGACUUGAUCGACAUCGGGGGUGGCGGGAGCUCGGGAGGCGGGGGUGGUCCGAGGCCACCGAGCAGUAACUCCGGCAUUAGUGUAGCCAACUCCAGCAGCCACGGGCGCACGGAGGGGCCCCCGCCCGCAUACAGCGAGGUGAUUAGCCAAUACCCCGGCUCAACCUUCUUUCUACACCAGCACAGCAAUAACCUGAGAAUGGGGGGCACCGGGGGGCCUGAGAGCAGGCCGAUCCGGCAGCAGAAACAGUCCCAAAGCACAAUUGUACCUGCCAAGACGAAGGGCGGCCAACCCAAGGAUCUGGUGUGAGGAAAAGAUCAAGUGGGACCACCCAAAGAACUCCUGUCCUUGGUCUCUCUCGUCCCUUGCCCCCCCGUGCACAAAUUAGCAACAACAAAGCAAGGAAAUUCAGUUUCUGAUGUCCUGCAGGAUGACGCCCUGCCUGAAGUGCGUGAAGAUUGGGUCCUCAUUGGGGGAGACAUUGGACGGAUGAUGAUCUGGUGAUCUACUCUUUUUGGGACUGAGUCUGUGCACAAAGCCAGGACCUCAAAGACACCCUGACAACAAAACAAGUGACUGGCAAACACGCUCGCUGCCAUGGGAAGAGGAAGCUAGAAGAAGUUAUCUCAAAGUUGCACUAUUACUACUUUUUAUCGUACAAGAAAACAAGGGAACUCUUUCAUUCACUUUUCUGCUCGGCCAAUGAGAGCAAAGAACGAGUAUUAUAAGCUGAAGUCUUUGGAACGGUGACGAAAUACUCGCACCCAGUCUACGAUGCCACGGUCGUCCCCUGACCUGAUGGUUGGAUCCUGGUUGCUGUCUCACCAAACGGUUCUUUUGAUUGGCCCACGGCAUGAUAUAUGAAUUAUGAAUGCUAUCUGCUUUUGACAUACGUAGGUAAUAUACGUAGUAAGACACUGUGUUGCUCAAAGCUAAGAUUUUCAUGUCCAAAAUGUGUCCUUUCAUUGGUCUGCAUGCCGUCACCCCGGCCUUACACACUUGGACUCACACGAUCCUGAUGUGGAUCAGCCAGUUCUUAUGGUGAGGAUCCGUACACCAUGAAUACAUCCAUACAUCUCUUAGGUUGUGCUCGGGCCUCGUCCGAAGGUCCACCACAUUCGGGUGCUCUCGAUCCGUGCCCAAGUUCGCUACGCUUCCCGUUCUUUGGAGUAGGCGGGCCGCCAUAAAGUAGACAUUCACACGCUCGCCAUAGCUGACUGGAUUGCAAUCGCUCCUCCGCAGUAACUUUUCAUAAACGCUCAUCAUAGAAAACGUCUCAUCCCAAAAGCUUCACACAGCCUGAUGAAGCCGGCAGUCUUCGGAAUAAAGAAUAGCCCAGAUGAGAUCUUAGGCCCCAAAACUGGACUCCUAGAAAUCCUGUCCAUGAAUCGAACAGAAUGAACAGAAUCGCUGACAUUCCAAACACACCAAAAUGUAUUUAUUUGAGGAAAACAAAGCCAUUUUGAUCGCGCAGGGCCUCACAGCUAGGAGACCCGAGUUCAAUUCCACCCUCGGCCAUCUCUGUGUGGAGUUUGCAUGUUCUCCCCGUGCAUGCGUGGGUUUUCUCCGGGUACUCCGGUUUCCUCCCACAUUCCAAAAACAUGCUAGGUUAAUUGGCGACCAAAUUGUCCAUAGGUAUGAAUGUGAGUGUGAAUGGUUGUUUGUCUAUAUGUGCCCUGUGAUUGGCUGGCCACCAGUCCAGGGUGUACCCCGCCUCUCGUUCGAAGACAGCUGGGAUAGGCUCCAGCACCCCCGCGACCCUCGUGAGGAUAAGCGGUAGAAAAUGAAUGAAUGAAUUAUUUCAUUUAAACGCCAUUUUGUGCGUUUAUGCUCCAUGGAUUUGAUCAACAUGGGCAAAACUCACCAACCUAUCAAGUAGCUCAUAAUAAAAUAUUUUUUUUAGUACACACCCAUCCCAAAUGUAACUGUGGAGGAGCGAUGGCAUUUCUGUGGCGUGUUGGUCGACAUGGAGUGAAAGUGAAAAAGAAAUUGUUGCCUUCUCCUCCGUUGUGCUUCUUGCCAGCCUGGUCAUACCGUGUACUGGAUAUCUCCCAGUAAGCCAAACCCCGAAAUUCCAGCAGAGACUGGAUCCGAGCCCUUUUAGCAUUAAAACUGCAAUAUUCAUACAUACAACAAGUAUUUCUCUUGGUGGUACUUUGAUUGUCCACAUGACACAUGCAAUGAUAGCAACACUUUUCCAACCUAAGAAAUGUUCAAAUGUACAGUAUGGGCUUGAACUCAUCACGUGUUCCCUACACAGUGAUGCCUCGUCAGUGAAUUUCCGACAAUUAGGAGUCCUUAUUUAUAAAUGGAAUAUUUUUGUAGUGAGACAUAAGACCUAACCAUUAAAUAACACCCUGGAGUCACUUUUACACUCCUAGUAGCCAACAUAGGAGCCAUCAUAAGACAUCGUCAUCCAUUACAGACACGUAAUGCGACCAGCAUAGAAUACUACAUAUCACGCCUUUGAAUGCGUCGUCUGAAUGCCUUAUAUUUCUCUUCACUUCAUCUAGCCAGUUCAUUCAUUUGGCAAAAAUAUGCCGUCUAAUAGGAUUAAUAAUACGCCGUAACCAACAAUGAAAGUGUGAUUUAUUCAUUCAUAUCUCGCCGGCAUGCAGUGAAGCCAAGGAAUUGGAAAGGAUUAGUGUACUUCGCGGGCAGAUGAAAAAUCGAGCUGUGGGUGGAAGACGUACGCCCUCGGCUUGCAUCCCCGUGUGGGUUGUGCGAAUGCGGCCUCCUCCAUCGUAUGGACGGGAUCGGCAUGGAGGCCUUCGCCACUUAUCAAGUAGUUAAUGCUCACGUGUGGCUGGAACGGAUUCAUGACGUCUGUGUGUGUGUGUGUGUGUGUGUGUGUGUGUGUGUGUGUGUGUGUGUGUGUGCGUGUGUGUGCGUGUGUGUGCUACAUUGCUGCUAUUAUUGGUGUUGCUGCUACCACUGAUUUGAUUGCUACUUGCUGCUUCCUGGUGCACAUUUCUUUCUGAUCUUUCCCCCCGCUUUUCUUCUGUUCGCUCAGUUAGCGUGUCUAGCUUCUACCAGGACUUUUGCAUGUUACAAUUAUAUGUUGUUUUUUUUCUUUAUUUUUUUUUAAAGGUGCCUCGUUUUCACAUUUGAGCAGAUGACAGAGGAGAAUUGUGGGCAAUUGCGGUUUAUAGCCUGAAGGGGGCAGUGUGACAUGUCAGUUCUUGUCCAAGAGAGUCUGUACUCAACUCCUUCCCACAAAUCAGACCACAGGCCAGUGUGUGUGUGUGUGUGUGUGUGUGUGUGUGUGUGUAGGUGUGUGUGUGGAGCAGACGUAGGAACCCACUUGCACUCAAAAGCUCCCACUUUCGUUGUGCCUCACUUCCAACGGUGCUUUUCUGUUUGUUUGUACGGUGCUGUAUAUAACUUGAAUAUAGAUUAUGCACAUAUCCUACCCAAUGGGUAGAAAUGUUGUGAAUAAUGUAAUAUAUCAUGUACAGACAUUAUAAGACUUCAAGAAGGCCGACCACUUUCAAAUGUGUGUGUUUUGUUUGGUUUUGUUCAGAAUUUGCUCACAAUAUUUUGCUUAUUAUAGGGUGUCCCACAAGUCUGGACAUAAAGCAUACGCUGAAUUUUAUUCAUCAGGAAUUAAUAUUUCAUUCAAAAUAAUUCAAAGUAAAUUAAAAUGAUGCUCAUUUUUGGGCCCUAUGUAUUGAGUUGUGUUGGAGUUGAGGUUCUAGAGCAGCUACCCACAUGCUUGGUGUUCUUCUUGCUGGACCGUAGAGAUCCUGCAACGAGGCCACUGACCACAUCGCCAAGCAGAAAUAUUCUCCAGACAACAACGUCACUUUAGACAUUUCAAAUGAUAUCAAAAAUCCUCAGAUUUGGCAACAGAGAUCACAGGAAGAUCUGACAAGCUUGGUCCCAUCAGGGAUGUUUGGUAGAAAUGGGUGCAGCUCCUUCUGCUGACGUUCAAACUAGGCUAAUGAUGACAAUGGAGGAACAUCUUGUCCUUUUCCAAGGAAAAUGCCUGUUCUCCUUUUUGAUUUCACUUUAUACUAAGUACUUUAUACUUUAUACUGCUGAAAACAAUCACUUUUUCUACCUUUUCUUGACAUGAAUAUAUAUGGGUCAAAAUUCACCCCAACACCAUAGAUGUUUCUUUAGUGAUUAAAAGUGAUUAAAAUGAGAAAAUAAAUCAAACUAAUUGAUUUAAGAGAUAUGUUCUAUAGCCCUCAGUAAUAGCCAGGUAACAAAAGAACCUUCAAUUUAUGAAUAUGAUUCUUUUGAGGUUCAUUUGACCAUUUUUGGAAAUAGAAAUGGAGGGGUAUAGUGACAAAAAAAGGCCUACAUGCCCACACCAAAAGUAUUAAAAGCAACAUUUUCAUGGAUGAGGAAGCCUAAGAAGGUAACCAAGACAUGAGAAGCAAAUUUGAUGGUAACUUAUUGUUUUUAGUGUAUUUUAUAGCUGAUUUAACCUUCCUCUUGUGUUAGCUUUCUGGUAUCAUCUCUUAUGUUAACGGGUGGGUUUUGACCCAUGUAUUAAAUCAGCUAUAAAAUACACUAAAAACAAUAAGUUACCAUCAAAUUUGCUUCUCAAGGCCUGUUUUAACUUCUCACUCAGACCUCUAUGACGCCACACCAGCUGUUCGGAGCAUGUGCCCCAAUACAGUGCACCUUGCUGGGCCACAUCCCCCUCUAUAGUCUGCUUCUCCUGAUAGUCGUGAUGUACGUACUAUAGUCAUUUUUUUUUAGGAUAAUUUAUCAAAUCAUUCAUCAAAUUUGCUCCAGUCUUCACCUCUAGGUGUGGACAAACUACACUUAAAUCUAAAUUUUUAAAAAGUAAAUAUAAAAUUUAGCGCUACCAUGUGGCUUUUCAGAAGCAGAAAGUUCCUGAAUGGGUUUGAAAAAAAAAACAUGCAUCUCUAAUUUAUAAUUUAUAAUAAAGUAACACAACACAAUAAAUUCAAUUGUGAAAAAAAACAUCUUAAUGUAUUUAUUUAUUCAUAUUGCGUAUAAAAUUUGGCUUUUUACAUUUUCCCCCCUGCCAGUCCAGACUUAUCGGGACACCCUGCACAGCGAUGUGUAAGUGGUAAGGAUGGCGCUCUGAUUCCAAACCACUUUUCCAACAUCUUUUGCAUUUAAUAAAGCCACAAAAAUGAUUUUUAAAGGAAGCAUUUCUCACAAGGCAGCCUCACCACAAGACGGGGGUGUCCAGGGUGCCAUCUGUCACCCGUCAAUAAACGCUAAACACUUCACACAAAUGACGUGUUUUCACUCAGAAUGAUGACGUAUUUUAAAAGUCAACACAAUUUUUUUGGAGACAAAACGAUUUUCACUGCGAUUGGCUGGCCGCCAAUCCAGGGUGGAUCCCACCUCUCGCCCCCGCCACCCUAAUGAAGAUAAACAGCAUAGAAAAUGGAAUGAUGGAUGGAUGGACAAAUGAUUAUGUCAUUCAUAUUUUAUUCAAAGUUUUCUAUUUUAAAUGUCAAAAUUUAAGUCGUAUCCUGCCAUUUUUUUGUAUAUAUGAUUAAUUUUAUUGAAAUUUCUCUUGAAUAUAAAAUAUAAAUCCAGAUGAUUAACAUUCUUCUAACUUUCCAAUGCAGUAAUCCCCCGUUCAUGGCGGUUCAUUGGAUUCCUUAUUUACAAAUGGGAUCUUGUUUUGGACCAUCGAAAACCUGCCUACAACCUUCUACAUUAGAGCUCUGUAGACUUCAAAUAGCACCCCUAUAGUCACAUUUACACUCCUACGACCCAAUAUACUUGAAGACAUAAGACAUAAUAUGGACUCACACAACUUAGCAUUAGGAGAGCUUACUUCCUGUUUCUGUACAGUACUUCCUGCAGUGGCUAUUGUCUCAUUCAUGUAACAUGACUGACAACUCGUGUGGAAUACUACAUUGUACACUACACUGGUAUUUUACUUUAUAUGCCUGAAAAUGAUUCAUUUAGGCAAAAAAUAUGUCAAUAUGUAUUUAUAUUCAAUCAUAAAACUGCAUGGUUUUUGAAAAAACGUAAUCAGAGCAAAGCGGCGAGGGAUUACUGUAUUUUUUUUUUUGCGCUGCGCUAAUCAUCCAUGGAAGUGUUCUGAUUUUGCACAUUUUUGAUGUGUGUGUGGGUUUUUUAAAAUAAACUGUGGACCCACAAAAAAAAAAAAACGAGCCAAAAUGGCCCUCAGGCCGGUCUUUGGACACCCCUGGUCUAAGCGGAAUGCCAGCCAAGGAAAAAGGAGUCAUUCUCUUAAUGGGUUUGUGUGUGAAAAUCAAUGUCCACCUUUCCUUCCUGUUUGGUUUAUUUUCCACAUCGUGGUGUCAAAGUGUCACGUUAUCUUUGAGGUCCUUCACAGACAGCAUUUCCUCUUCAAAGCACCGAAUAAAUGGCAGUUUGUCUACUUUUACGUUCUACCCACUUCUGUUGGCUCUCCUUGUUCUUUGAAACGCUGCAAUCUUUGUUUCUUUCAUGCAUAUUUCUCUUUGUACAUUGUACGUUUAUGGGAAAAGGUUCUGAAAUUUCUGAGGAUAAAAAGUGAAUUUACAAGAAUGAAGUUGGAAAUUCACAAUAAUCGUCAUACAUUUACAAGAAUAAAGUCGGACAUUUAUGAAAAAAGUUCACAAUAGUCAUACAUUUAAUUUAAUACAUUUACUAGAAUAAAGUUGGAACUUUACAAGAAGCAAGUCCUAAAUUUUUCCCCACUGUCGGGACAAAAACACACACACACACCCGUGGGUAACUGAAAUAUUUCAGUAUUGAACAAAGCAAAAUUUGUUCUCAAUCAUAAAUCACUCCACACUCUUUAUUGCUCUCUGGUUCUACCAUAUCUUACUUAUUGUGUGGAAAUAUGGGAUAAUAACUAUAAAAGCAAUCUUCACUGGCUAAAUGUACUGCAAAAAAGGUCAGUAAGGAUAAUUCAUAAUGCCGCCUACAGAGAACAUACUAACUCCUUAUUUCUAAAAUCACAAAUACUUCAACUUGCUGAUAUAGUUCAUCUUCAAACAGCUAAAAUAAUGCAUAAGGCUAAAAAUAACCAAUUAGCUAAAAAUGUCAUCCAAUACUUCUCUACAAGAGAGGAGAAAUAUGAUCUCAGGGAAGAAGUACAUUUGAAACACUUCUAUGCUAGGACUACGUUAUGCUAGCCAUAGCAUUUCAGUAUGUGGAAUCAAACUAUGGAAUGGAUUGAGUAAGGACCUCAAACAAUGCACAACGAUGAGCCAAUUCAAGAAACAAUACAAGCAGUUGAUGU
Molecule: messenger RNA, 8010 nt
Organism: Doryrhamphus excisus (bluestripe pipefish)
Lineage: Eukaryota; Metazoa; Chordata; Actinopteri; Syngnathiformes; Syngnathidae
Product: low-density lipoprotein receptor class A domain-containing protein 4-like
Biological process (GO): negative regulation of transforming growth factor beta receptor signaling pathway
Cellular component (GO): Golgi membrane; early endosome membrane
Molecular function (GO): R-SMAD binding
Source: RefSeq, a predicted model, not a curated record